GCGCCUCAGCCCCGCCCCUCCGGGCGCGCCCACGUCCGUCCGGGCGCCACGGGGCCGCCAUGCCGGGCCGCCUGCUGCGGGGCCUGCGGCAGUGGUGGCGCAGCUACCGGUACCGCUUCGUACCUUGGAUCGCGCUGAACAUCAACCACAACCCCAGGACCCGCCGGGACGUCCCGGGGAAGCGCGAAGACAAAGUGCUCGCGGACGCCGAGGUCCUGGCGGCGCUGCUGCGCGUCUUCCGGGCGCUGCUCGCCCACGACCUGCCCCGCCAGCGGGAGGUGCUGGCGGCGCUCCCGGAACCGGUCCGGUCCGCGUACCGACACCUGCUGCCGGACCGCGGGCCCCGGCGGCCGCACGCCCGGAGCCCGGAAGACGUUCUCCUCCAGACGCUGGGCUUCAGCGUCGCCCGCGCCGCCAGCUCGCUGGUGUCCGCCGGAAGGGGCGUCUUCGUCACCAGGGGGCUGGCACCCAGAGGCGCCGUGGUCUCCAUGUACCCCGGUACAGUAUAUCAGAAAUAUGAGCCAAUCUUUUUCCAGUCGAUUGGAAAUCCAUUUAUUUUUAGAUGCUUGGAUGGCGUACUCAUUGAUGGAAAUGACAAGGGAAUAUCGAAAGUCGUGUACAGGUCUUGCAGUGGAAGGGACCGACUGGGCCCUUUGAAAAUGAGUGACAGCACUUGGCUGACAUCAGAAAUUCAGAACCCUCUGGCGGUGGGCCAGUAUGUCAACAACUGUUCCAAUGACAGACCAGCCAACGUCUGCUAUCAGGAGUUCGACGUGCCCCCGAGUUUCCCUGUGGAACUGAAGCAGUACCUCCCCAACACCACCUACAGCUGCGCCCAGCAAAGAGCCCCUGCGCUGUGUUGUCCUCAUUGCUCUCAGGGAUGUCGGCCAAGGAGAAGAGCUUCUCUCCAACUACUACACCAUUGUCCGCUGACUGAACAAGGAAGCGGUUCUUCUACUCGGUCCAUGUUAGUAUUUUGGUUAGUCAUUUCUGAAUUCCAGAGGAGGAACUUAUUUCAGUUUUGUUUCAAUCCCAUGCUAAAAAUCAUUUGCUUAAUUUCAAUUUCAAAUUCACAAUGCAACUCCAAUUUUACUUCAUUUUCACCUAAAUACAGUAGCUUAUUAAAACCUACUGCCUGGAUUUAUAAUUUUUCUUGUGUCCAUGUACAUGUGUGGUUUACAAAAUUUUAGCCAAUUCCUCAGCAAUUCUUUUACUGUUGAUGUAUAUGAACUUCUGAAAAAUGUUUUUACAGAAUGAAAACCAAACCAUUUUUGUUGCCACAAGUUAAUUGGUGUGUGUGUGUGUUGAUUUAGCUGAGGGGGAAACUGGAGUAAUGCCAUUUUCUUAAUUUGCACAUUUACACAGAUUAAAGCACCACGAGAGACUGUUUGGCAUGGGAAGUCACGUCUCCAUGUGGCGUCCCAGACACCAGUGUGAAGUGUCCGUUCUCUGUCAGGGCCAGGGCCUGGGAGACUCAGAGAGCAGCAGGCUCAGACGCCUGCCAAGGACGGCGACUGUGGCCCAAAGGGACGGGCCUGAAGUCACCGUUAUCUUGCUCCGGCCUUGGAGGCCUCUCUGUAGCUCUCCCUUCAGACACGGCCGGAGGCAGUGUGCCUGAGCCUCCCUCACUGAGCUCGCUGGCGUCACGGGGGAGGGAAUGUGGUUUUAGACCAGUAACCAGAGCCUGGGGUCAGGGCUUCGUUUCCGUUCUCCCUCUCCUGUCCUCACACAGAAUCUGGACAUCGUGUGCCAUCUGACCGGAGCAGACUAAGGGAGCCAGAGAAAGCUCUGGUCAGAGCAAGUGCCGUAGGGACACCUGGGAGUUAGGCGGAAAGACCCUUAGUUGAAAAGGUGAAGGCCAGAGUCUACUGACUGUGACUGUUAUGAAGAAAUAGUGAUGUGACCAAAUUUCAGGUAUCGUGUCUUCUUAAAAGCCACUUAGAACAGUGUCUAACACAUCAAAAUGUUCAUUAAAUAUUUCCUGAAAUUGUAAUCCUCACUUUGGGAUGGCUAGUAUUAUAAAUGGAAAUUUAUUAUAGAGAAUUUACAGUAACUUUUUUGUCUACCAAAUACCUUAUUUACCCUAUCUAAAACCAAUUUCACAGUGGUUAAAUAUCUAUGUGUGCGUUAUAGCUUAAGACUCAUUAAAUAAAACCUAUUUGUAGCAAAUAUUCACACAAGCCAAGAAAGGAAAAAAAGAUUCCCAGAUUUUUAUUUCUGGAACUGUACAGGUAUUAAAGUACAACAGAUACAAAAUAAUGCUCAAAAAAAUCAGUGUUUAUGUACAAAUAUUAAAAUCAAUGCAACAAUAGCAACUUCCUCUUGAAUAUCUGUUACUAAGACUUGUUCUGAUUGUCACUAAUUCAUUUCAUACUCAAGGGUACUUAGCUCAAACUGGGACCAUUGGAUCACUGGUUUUCUAAGAGGAAUUUUAAUAUCUACCGUAUUUAAUAAUAAAACUAAUAGCUUCCUCCUUUUAGUGAAAAAUUAAGAACUUUUUAAAAAACAUAGUAAUGUCAAUAUUCUUAUAAAUUAUUUCAGUUUCCAUUUGUAGACAAUGUGCUUUGAAACUGGGCAAACAAUCUCCGUGGUGGCCGGGGUUCCUCCAUUAGUUUACAUUCAGAGUUGAGUCACUGGAGACUUUGGUUAAAUUCAAUAGUUAAAAUCACUCUGCUCUGUGAGAGCCGACGUCCUCAAACACUCAGGGCCCUCAGUCGUACAAAUUAAUAGGAAACAAUUGCACAAUGCUUUGACCUAAUUGUACACACUUUAGUAUCGUUUAAAAAUUAUUCUACAUCCUUCAAGUAAAGUCAGCAGCUGACCGAGGAGAGCCGGCACCGAGCGCGGCUGCAGGAAGUAUUGCUCUAGUCACAGCACCAUCGCACCCACCGCUAUCCCCAAGUCUCCACAGAAAGACACAUCAGCCCACUGCAAUCGCUCACCAUGGAUUUUUGGUUUGUUCGUAUGAAAAUAAUGCAGCCAAGG
Molecule: messenger RNA, 2985 nt
Organism: Pipistrellus kuhlii (Kuhl's pipistrelle)
Lineage: Eukaryota; Metazoa; Chordata; Mammalia; Chiroptera; Vespertilionidae
Gene: SETD9
Product: SET domain containing 9
Exons: 7
Coding region: 60-1190 (376 amino acids)
Molecular function (GO): protein binding
Source: RefSeq, a predicted model, not a curated record